ACGAAUAUCGACACGCCCCCCUUGGUGCAUGUGUUGAGCGACGACGACACGGCGAAGCAAGGCUUUGCGCUACUCCAACGGUCCAUUUUUAGAACGAAAUUGAAGUCAGGAGGUGUGGAGUGUGGCCUAUCAAGGAUGGGGAAAACGAGGAAGAGCUACUACGCCGUCAGAGUAGGCCGGGAGGUCGGAGUCUACAACACAUGGGAAGGGUGUCGUUCUCAGGUUGACAAGUACUCUGGGGCAGUCUACAAGGGUUUUUCCACUGCUGCUGAGGCUGAGUCGUUUGUAGGGGCUUCGCAGGCCUCCCAUGCCAGGUCUACGUAUGGCCGGUCAAGGUCCUACCACUCUGGGAGCUACCCUCAGAGAAGAGAUAGGGAAUGGUGUUCAGAGUCCACUAGCAGUGUCUCAUAUAGUCAACCGAGCUAUAGCUCCUGGAGUGACACCGUCUCCUAUGACCAUCAGCCCCCCAGCACCUCAACCUCCCCAUCUUCCUACUCUGGGACAAGUAGCUCGGGGUCCAGAUCGCACUCCAGACCUACCGUCUACAGCGACGGCUGCUGCCUCAACAACGGAAGAGUCGGAGCUAGUGCCGGUGUGGGUGUCUAUUGGGGAGAGGGGAGUCCACAUAAUGUGAGUGAGAAGCUGAGUGGACCACAGACCAACCAGAGAGCAGAGCUCAACGCAGCCUACAGAGCGGUUCAGUCUGCCGUUGACCUGGGCCACUCUGCAGUGGAAGUCAAAACUGACAGCAGCUACACCAUCAAAGCCAUGACAGAGUGGCUGGGCAAGUGGAAGAGGAACGGUUGGAUGACGUCGCAGUCUGCGCCAGUCAAGAACAAAGAGGACAUCGUCCGACUCGACAAUGCCUGUCAGAAGAUCGACGUCAAGUGGACUCAUGUACCAGGUCAUAGUGGAGUGGCAGGAAACGAGGCAGCUGACCAACUGGCCCGGGCUGGAUCGUUCAAAUGAUCAACAAAACAUCACUGCUACAACCAACCACCGAAAUACUAAAGCCUCAUUAACCUAUUCAAUGCUGCAUCAUUCAAUACCCCCACAGACUUCAUCGUUUUCCACUGUAACAGCACGCAUUAUGCUGGAUCAUUCAAACAACAAAACUCACUAACAUUAUACCCCGCCAAACAGUCCAUUCUUCUUAACUGAACACCCUGAUUCAUGAAGAGCAAAUUCACAGCAUUAUGGAUAUCACCAUGAUUUUAUAAACUGAUCGUCAACUUGUAUCAACCUGAUAAGUAAUAAUUGGCUACUGGGACUAGUUGAUGGUGUACAGACUGCCGUAGCUGGUGUGGGGUGUGGGAUGGAGAGAGUGUGAGUUGUGAGUGACUCUGUCACGACAGAGAGUUGGGUUACGGAGGAGGGUGUAGGCCAAGUACCAGUGGAGACGAGCUCUGUGGGAGCUCUGCUCACUGCCAGUAGACCCCACAGACACUCCUUCUCCUCUGACUACUAUUAUGGAGAGAGAAAACAAGAGUACAUCACCAGUCAGCAGCAAAGGGAUAAAAUUAGAAGUGGGAAAAGCGGUAUACCGUGUGCUGAGAGAAAAAAUGAUGG
Messenger RNA from Geodia barretti, 1569 nucleotides. The record is from the annotation of a GenBank genome assembly. NCBI's taxonomy places the organism in Eukaryota, Metazoa, Porifera, Demospongiae, Tetractinellida, Geodiidae.